Molecule: messenger RNA, 7214 nt
Organism: Myotis myotis
Lineage: Eukaryota; Metazoa; Chordata; Mammalia; Chiroptera; Vespertilionidae
Gene: USP15
Product: ubiquitin specific peptidase 15
Exons: 18
Coding region: 251-2536 (761 amino acids)
Biological process (GO): protein deubiquitination
Molecular function (GO): cysteine-type deubiquitinase activity
Source: RefSeq, a predicted model, not a curated record
GUGGUUGAACAGGGUAUGUUUGUAAAGCACUGCAAAGUAGAAGUAUACCUCACAGAAUUGAAGCUCUGUGAAAAUGGAAACAUGAACAAUGUUGUAACUAGAAGAUUUAGCAAGGCUGACACAAUAGAUACAAUUGAAAAGGAAAUAAGAAAAAUCUUCAAUAUUCCAGAUGAAAAGGAGACGAGAUUGUGGAACAAAUACAUGAGCAAUACAUUUGAACCACUGAAUAAACCAGACAGCACCAUUCAGGAUGCUGGUUUAUACCAAGGACAGGUCCCCAGGUGCAUCCAAUUUUUCAACUUUACCAAAGAUCUCUCCUUCAUCUCUAUCAAAUAAUUAUAACAACAUCAACAACAGAAAUGUGAAAAACUCAAAUUAUUGUCUCCCAUCAUAUACUGCUUAUAAGAACUAUGAUUAUUCAGAACCUGGAAGAAACAAUGAACAGCCAGGCCUCUGUGGCCUAAGUAACUUGGGAAAUACGUGUUUCAUGAAUUCAGCUAUUCAGUGUUUGAGCAACACACCACCGCUUACUGAAUAUUUCCUCAAUGACAAGUAUCAAGAAGAACUGAAUUUUGACAAUCCCUUAGGAAUGAGAGGUGAAAUAGCUAAAUCUUAUGCUGAAUUGAUCAAGCAAAUGUGGUCUGGAAAAUUUAGCUAUGUCACACCAAGAGCUUUUAAGACACAGGUAGGACGUUUUGCACCACAGUUCUCUGGAUACCAGCAGCAGGACUGUCAAGAACUAUUAGCUUUCCUGUUAGAUGGACUACAUGAGGAUUUGAAUAGAAUUAGGAAAAAACCAUAUAUACAAUUAAAAGAUGCUGAUGGAAGGGCAGAUAAGGUAGUUGCUGAAGAAGCCUGGGAAAACCAUUUAAAAAGAAAUGAUUCUAUCAUAGUAGACAUAUUUCAUGGCCUUUUCAAAUCAACUCUAGUUUGUCCUAAAUGUGAUAAGAUUUCAGUAACAUUUGAUCCUUUUUGUUACUUGACACUUCCAUUGCCCAUGAAAAAAGAACGUACCUUGGAAGUUUAUUUAGUUAGAAUGGAUCCACUUACCAAACCUAUGCAGUACAAAGUGAUUGUCCCCAAAAUUGGAAACAUACUUGAUCUUUGCACAGCAUUGUCGGCUUUAUCAGGAGUACCUGCAGAUAAGAUGAUAGUUACUGAUAUAUACAAUCAUAGAUUUCACAGAAUAUUCACAAUGGAUGAAAAUCUUAGUAGUAUUAUGGAGCGGGAUGAUAUUUAUGUGUUUGAAAUUAACAUCAAUAGGACAGAAGAUACAGAGCAUGUGAUUAUUCCUGUUUGCCUACGAGAAAAGUUUAGACACUCAAGUUAUACCCACCAUACUGGUUCUUCACUUUUUGGUCAGCCUUUUCUUAUGGCUGUACCACGAAACAAUACUGAAGAUAAACUCUAUAAUCUCCUACUUUUGAGAAUGUGCCGAUAUGUCAAAAUAUCUACUGAAACUGAAGACACUGAAGGAUCCCUACAUUGCUGUAAGGACCAAAAUAUUAAUGGGAAUGGCCCAAAUGGCAUACAUGAAGAAGGCUCACCAAGUGAAAUGGAAACAGAUGAGCCAGAUGAUGAAUCAAGCCAAGAUCAAGAACUUCCCUCUGAGAAUGAAAAUAGUCAGUCUGAAGAUUCAGUUGGAGGAGAUAAUGAUUCUGAAAAUGGAUUAUGUACCGAAGAAACUUGCAAAGGUCAACUCACGGGACACAAAAAACGAUUGUUUACAUUCCAGUUUAACAACUUAGGCAAUACUGAUACCAACUACAUCAAAGACGAUACCAGGCAUAUAAGAUUUGAUGAUAGGCAGCUUAGGCUAGAUGAAAGAUCUUUUCUUGCUUUGGAUUGGGAUCCUGAUUUGAAAAAAAGAUACUUUGAUGAAAAUGCUGCUGAGGAUUUUGAAAAACAUGAAAGUGUGGAAUAUAAACCGCCUAAAAAACCCUUUGUGAAAUUAAAAGAUUGUAUUGAGCUUUUUACAACAAAAGAAAAGCUAGGUGCUGAAGAUCCCUGGUAUUGCCCAAAUUGUAAAGAACAUCAGCAAGCCACAAAGAAAUUGGAUUUAUGGUCCCUGCCUCCAGUACUUGUGGUACAUCUCAAGCGAUUUUCCUAUAGUCGAUACAUGAGAGACAAGUUGGAUACCUUAGUUGAUUUUCCUAUCACUGACUUGGAUAUGUCGGAAUUCCUAAUUAAUCCAAAUGCAGGUCCUUGCCGCUAUAAUUUGAUUGCUGUUUCCAACCACUAUGGAGGGAUGGGAGGAGGACACUAUACUGCUUUUGCAAAAAAUAAAGAUGAUGGAAAAUGGUACUACUUUGAUGACAGUAGUGUCUCAACUGCAUCUGAAGACCAGAUUGUGUCCAAAGCAGCAUAUGUACUCUUCUACCAGAGACAAGACACUUUCAGUGGAACUGGCUUUUUCCCUCUUGACCGAGAAACUAAAGGUGCUUCAGCUGCCGCAGGCAUCCCAUUAGAAAGUGAUGAAGAUAGCAAUGAUAAUGACAAUGAUAUAGAAAACGAAAAUUGUAUGCAUACUAACUAAUGAAAGUCCUAGAAGCCAUAAAAGAGAGACUUUCCUGCUGGUGGUAGCGAUUGAAAUGAAGUUAUCCACCACAUUAAACAAACGUCUGAGAUGGGGAGUUUCAGAUAACUGAAUGUAAAUCCUUUAUCAGAUUUUAACUUGUGCAGUACUUGAAGUGAAACACAAUGAAAACUUUAACAGAAAUUGUCUCUUAAUACAUUUACAGUCUUGUAUUUACAAGCUAAAUAUAUAUAGGAAAUCACAAAUAAAUCCCUUUUAAGUUUGCUGCUGUUUUGAUGAAUAUGUUUUCUUUAAUUUUUUUGGAUGUGAGUUAAUUGAUGACAAAUGUUAAAUUUGUGGAUGUUGGUCAUUUUUUGCUCUAAUAAUACUGCGAGAAAACUAUGGCUGAACUUAGUUUUUGAAUAAUCUAGUUCAUGUGCAUUAGUCAUUUAGCUGCAGUAUUAAUGUGGCAUAAAUACUGCAGUAGUAUCCUUGGAAAACCAAAUUUUCAAACUAUCCCUGGUAAUCAGUGUGGGCCUAUUAAAAAACCAAAUCAUGAUAAAAGAAACAAUCUUGAAAAAGUUACUUCCUUUUGUAGUGUCAUUAAAAUCAUCUUAUUGCUACUGUGGAAACAGGUUCUAAAUUUCAUCCUCCAUCUGAAGUCAUUGUUCAGUUAAAUGUGUUUUUUACAGCUAUUGGGAUCUAUUCCUUAGACAUUCAAAUUCUUUUUUUACUUUCUUCGUAUUAAAAUGCAUAUUUUUAAUCUGGUGUUGGUCCCAAAUUAAAAUUUUUGCUGUCUGUUUUUCUCUACCCCAUUUUUUGGUAAUUUGUCAACGUUUAGCUCUCCCAAUUAUUGUAAUAUAAGAACAGACUUGAUAGUAUUCUGUAUCCAUAGUAAUAAUUACAUCAAGCUUAGGAUGAGAAAUUUUUUUCAUAUACUGGCCUUUAAAUCAUUAUUGGACAAUUGGCUUUAAAGGUAGGUCUGUUAACUUUCUUUGUGUGUUCCUGAUGGAAUUCACCAUAGCCUUACAGCUUUUCUCAGAAGGUAACUUGCUAUAAGAGAAUUGGCAUUUGCAUGUUCCAGAGUGAGAACCUGUACAGUAUAUAAAGCAUACAAACCUUGAAUUUGAUUUUAGUUCACCACAUUUAAGGAUCCAGGAUGCCAAAAAUAUAUGUGAACAUUUGAAACAUUUUUCAUUUGCUGCUUUCCCUUUGAUCUAGUUGAAAAGAAUGUAUUGUAAAUUGGCAUACAAUACUGCCUUUAAUAGAAAAUCUAAAUGCUGGGGCACAUUUCACAUAUCGACUACCUGAGAAAUUGCUUUGUGUCCUACUGUUAUUAAAGCAAAAAGUAUAAUGUUCUUCACUUGAACUAAUCAAAUACAAUAGAUUAUAAAUUGUGUAUUGUAAAUAAAAGUUCACUCUGUGAGUGCACAUUUUGGUAAAUUAUUUAUUUAUGUUAGCAUUUAAAAGUUUUAAGAAAUGCAUUUGACCAGGAUAAAUAAAUGAGGUAUGUUGAUCAUGGCUUUGCUUUAUACGUUGAUAUUAAAGCUGGUUUUACAUCCUGGUAUUUUAAAAGCUGCUUUGUUUUUUUGUUUGUUUGUUUGUUUUGGGGGGGGUUGUUGUUUUCUUUUUUUUCUUUUUUCUUUACUUUUUUAAAAUGUAAACUAACCUCCUGCAUGACAGAGGUUAAAAUUUUAUCUGCACUUGAGUUCACUUGAGUUUACAUUUGAAAUGUGCAUGUUUAUUUAUACAGAUUUCAAUAAAGCUAUUCAAGGCCUUAUUUAGUCUUUUAUUUCUUACUUUGAAUCUUUUGAUAAAAAGUUCCCUAUUUUUGGGUAGUUAACUGAUUAUAUGCCAAACUUUAUAGUUACCAUAUAGUUAAAACUGGAAAGGAAAGCAUGUCAGAGUAAAGUGAAUCCUACUGUUUAAGGGCAUGUUUUAAGUUGAUUUUUUAAAUUUAAACAUUCAUUAAACCAGUGUUUGUGUACCUACUAAUCAUUUCAAGAGUCUUGAGAGUAAACAAAUAUUCCUGCAGUUACAAAGCUUGCAGUCUUUCUGCUCUCUACUAAUAGACUAUAUUUCCAUUUUUCUGAGGUUGAAAAAAAAACUAAAAUUAACUUUUUCUAACCCUAGAUUCCAGUCUCUACCCUAAUUGUCCAUAGGGACCAUUUCUUUUUAAUGCCUGUAAUUAACUUCUUUUACCACUAAAAGCAGUAUGUUUUUUCAUUGGAAAUGAUGUUGUUAAUUCAGUGGAAUUUGUCAAACUCAAAUGACAUUAUCAACUGCAAAAAAUAAACUGUAAAAAUUGUGCAAAAGGCUCAUCUAUACUCUAAAAGUAUAUCUUCAUUGGUAAUAUAGGGUAGUAGGGAUAUGUCCAUUCUAGAAUUCUACUUCUAGCUUUACGAUUUACUAUUCAUAUGACUUAGAUCUCUCCAAGUAUGUUUCUUUACCCGUAAAAAUAAUGAUAACAAUAACAGCAGCAUUUAUUGAGCACUCACCAAGGACUAGCUGUUAUAUUAAAUUGUUAUAUCUAUUUUCUCAUUUACCACAACAGCUAUGAGGUAGGGACAGUCAUCCCAUUUUUCAUAUGGAGAAACCAAGGUACAAAGCAGUUAAAUAAUACUCCCAAGAUCACCUGAUUAUGAUGUGGUGCAGUCAGUAAUUUAUCCUCAGAUGUAAGUACUACCUCCCACUGUUAGAGCCUCACAGGAUUGUUGAGCGCUCACAUGAGCUCAUGUAUUUGAUGGGACGGUACUUUGUGAACUAUGUGGUAUACUCAUUACUGAUUUCUUCAGUCUCAAUAACUUGAGUCUAAUAACUGCUUCCAAAGUACCUACAGCUCAGCAUUUGAGUUUUGAAUAAGAAAGAUACCAGCUGGAAUAUUGAUUAACCUUUCCCUUUUGAAAUUCAAUUUAUGUACAUUUAUUACCAUUUUUACUAAAUUUAAAUGUUAUAUAGUAGUUUCUGCCUUAUCUUGUUCAUCUAACUUAAGUGUACCCUUUAUAUUUUCCCAAAUGCAACCCUUAUUUUCAGGACUUUUCCUUCACCUAUACUUAAGCUUUAAUUAAACUAUGAAAAAGCAGUCGCCUGGUCUUUUAUUUAAAUGUCUCACUUUCUCUUAUAAUCUAUGUGGUUUCAGUAGUCCUACUUUUAUUCUUGCUUUCCUAGCAACUAGAUAUGAAAACCAUUGAUUUGGGCAUAAAGAAGAUCAGUAAGCACUAAUGCCAUUGAUACAGUAUGAAGACAGUGCUUUUUCAUCAAGUAUGUAAUUUCAUUGAGAUGAAGACAUAAGAAGCCAGAAGAGAAAUUGGGAGGUAUCUCGUUCAGUGGCUUACCAAAGAGGGUGAGGGAAGCAUACCAGUAGGAGCCUUCUACCGAGAGAGGAGGAAUGUACUGUCACUAGUGCAUCGUGAUUAUCAAAACCAGGCUAACUUUGAGUCUGUUUUAUAAAGUUCUUCACAGACAAUGCAUUUCAUUACUGCAUGUUUCCCACCCUCCCUACUUGUAUAGUGUAGAUGAAUACAUGUCUCCCAAUUUAUUUUUUAAGGUAGAAAUGUGAAGAAUUCUUGUACGUUAGGGGAAGGAAUAAUAAGUUUGCUAAAAUCUCAGAAGAGUGAGAAGGAAAGAAAAAUUCCAUUUUUGGAGCCAAAGAAGUGAACUGGAAAUUUUUUUAAAAUAUUUUUUUACUCUACAAUAAAAUUGUUUUUGUUUUUAAACAGCUUGUCUUCAAAAUGUAAUUUUGUUGGUAACUCCCGAAUUAUUUCAAAUACCAGAGGAUAAAGUAAAAAGAGUUUGUUUCCACCAUGCUGACGUAUAUUAAGUUGCAGAACUAUACUAGAUUGUUUCAUCAGACUUUUCUAAUGAGAAAUACAUAGGAUUUUUUAUGAGCAUUAUUCUAGGUUGGGGGGGAGGAUUUCAAUUCAAUCUGUAUAUUUUUCAUGUUCUUAAUAUUUACUAUGUAUUAAGAAAGGAAUUUCCAAAAAGCUCAGGCAACAAAACUUUCAUUUAAAACUGAAUUAGAAUAUUCAAAUUUUUAUAAGUUACAUAGAAUAGGUUUUUAAAUAUCAGAAUUGAGAAGAUAAAAUGUACAUGGCAAAAUUAAAAUAUUGAUCAAGCUUUAUUUGCACUAAUGAUGGGGUAACGAAUUUUAAAACAGACAGUACAAAAAUUAUUUUUAACAAAUGUAUGCAUUCUCAUCCCACAUUCUACCAUGGUAUAAUUAUAUCCCAGCUCUGCCUUUGGGAGCCUUGAAAUUGCCAGUGUUGUGAGGAGAAAAAAAAAAAAGGUUAUUAAGGGAAUCCAGAAAAUGUAUAAGUUGUUAAAACGACAUAUUUCGGACUAGACUGUCAAAGGGGAAAAUCAGUCAAGUGGGUUUUUAAUGUCAUUUUUUUCUAGAAAUGUCUAUUAAAUGUGAUCAUACAAGCAGCUAAGAAUACAGUUAUCUCUGGAAAUUGUUCUUUUAAAUGGAAAUGCUGUCAAAUAUAAGACUGCAUAUUUUUAACAUGUACAAAAUCAAAUAUUUUGAAUGUUUAAAUUGUAUUGCUAAGUAUGUUUACUGUAGAAAAUCAUGGUUGAAGUUGGUGCUCAUUUUGCUCAGAAUUUUCCUUUGUAUCAGGAACUUUUGGCUUGUUCUAUAUAGUUUGGUGAAGCAAUGGAAUUAAGUCUACACAAAUAAAAGAAAAUAAUAAAUAUGGACACA